UUUACGCGAGAGUCGCUUCACGCGUUUGAAAUUCCAUCGAAGACUUACAGUUGAUCGGUAUAACGUGCGAGAACUUGAUACGCGUGAUCAUUUGCAUACGAUUACAAAUCGUUUAUCACUCGAAGCCAUCGUUUCCUCGUGCUUAAACUUUUAGUGCGUUAUCACUCUGCUCUACAACUGCGAUGCUAGGCGAAUUAAGAAAGUGCUGUGUGAAUAUUCCUCAACGAUGGAUUUUCGCGCUGAUGUGCUUCUUCGCGUUGUUCAACGCCUACGCCAUGCGAGCUUGCCUGUCGAUUGCUAUAACGGAGAUGGUGGUGCCGACGACGAUCGCGGAGGACAUUCUGGAUGACACCUGCCCAGCAACGGACGUCGAAGUGCCCUCCAACGAGACGGUGCAAAUCAAAGGAACUUAUGAGUGGGACGAGUAUACUCAGGGCCUCAUACUGUCCUCCUUCUACUGGGGCUACAUCGUCACGCAUCUACCGGGUGGCAUGAUAGCCGACACAUACGGCGGCAAGUACACUCUGGGUAUCGGUAUCCUCCUGACCGCCAUCUUCACCAUUUUGACUCCGGUCGCCGUGUACUGGGGAGACUCGGACGCCCUGAUCAUCCUUCGAGUCCUCAUGGGUCUCGGCGAGGGAACCACGUACCCGGCGAUCAACGUACUGCUGGCCCAGUGGACACCUCCCGAGGAAAGAUCGAGAACCGGUUCGUUCGUCUACGCCGGUGCUCUGAUCGGCACCGUCUACGCUACCACUGUCUCCGGCUUGAUCCUGCACUACUCCAGCGUAGGCUGGCCCAUGGUCUUUUACGUGAUCGGCACCACGAGCAUCAUCUGGUUCGUCAUCUGGCUGCUGGCCUGCUACAACAGUCCGCGAGACCAUCCCUUCAUCUCCAAAAACGAGGUGGACUACCUGAAGGAGCGCAUGAGCGAGCACACGCACGAGAAGCCGCCGGCGGUACCCUGGCGUCACAUCCUCGCAUCCAAGCCUCUCUGGGCCGUGAUAAUCGCGCUGAUCGGCUUCAACUGGUCCAUCCUUACGAUCGUUACCGAUCUGCCGAAGUACAUGAGCGGCGUGCUCAAGUUUUCCGUCCAGAACAACGGUUACCUCACCUCACUCGUCUACCUCUGCAUGUGGAUCGGCGGUACCAUCAGCUCUUGGCUGGCGGACUACCUCAUAGCCAAGGAGCUCAUGUCCAUGACGAAGGUCAGAAAGAUCGGCUCCAUCAUCGCUCUGACCUCUUCGGCGAUCUUCAUCGUCGCUGCAUCGUACGCCGGCUGCGACAGAGCACUGGUGGUCGGUAUGUUCACCAUCGGCAUGACCAUAAUGGGCUUCGCCUUUCCCAGUGUCAUGGUCAACGCUCUGGAUCUGAGUCCGAACUACGCCGGGACGCUGAUGGCUCUGACCAACGGCAUAUCGGCACUGACCGGUAUCGCAUCGCCGUACAUAAUCGGUAUCAUGACGCCGAAUCAGACCCUCAGCGAGUGGCGCUUCGUCUUUUGGAUUCUCUUCGGGGUGUCGUCGGUCAGUAAUCUCGUGUUUCUCCUCUACGGCAGCGGCGAGGUGGAGUACUGGAACGACCCGGAGUUCGUCAACGCUGAGUACGAGAGGAGAAAGAAGAAGUCCAUCGAGGAAGUCAGAGUCGCGUAGCUCCCAUAUAUCUAUGUAUUAGCGUUUGAUUCCUCUGCUGUAAAUUUAGCAACGAAGUGUCUUUAUUUCGGAAAGCGAAACAAAGCGCGAGGAGAUAAAAAUAUACUCCGAGCAUUACAGAGUUGACGGCAGGGGAUUACGAAUGCGUCCGUUUUUGUUUAAUACUUCUCAAAAUACCUUUAAAAUUUAUCGUAGAAGAGAGUUCUAAGUUAUAUGGAUCGUAAAUUUAAUUUUAAGUUGAGAGAAAACGUAACUUAUUCAUAUACAUCAGGCUCUGUGCUUGAUUUGUAAGUUAUAAAAAGGUGUUGAAAUACAGUUGCGACCCAGCGAUUGUCGGCUAUUGACAUUAGAGUAAUUAUGUAAACAAUAAGCUCGAUUUUUCGGCGAGACGUCUGGCCGAGAGCGCUAAAGCAAUAUUUGCGCGAUCCUCGACGGCACCGAUGUAUUCGAAAUUUCUGUACACGCAGUUAUGUUCAACUACUUAUACUGCAGAGUGAUUAUUGAAAUGAAAAGAGGAAUAAAGAAAGAUUCACAAAGCACAAA
Messenger RNA from Nasonia vitripennis (jewel wasp), 2195 nucleotides. RefSeq names its product sialin. Bases 183 to 1652 code for a protein of 489 amino acids. Gene Ontology annotation, cellular component: membrane. Gene Ontology annotation, molecular function: transmembrane transporter activity. The transcript is spliced from 3 exons. NCBI's taxonomy places the organism in Eukaryota, Metazoa, Arthropoda, Insecta, Hymenoptera, Pteromalidae. Gene Ontology annotation, biological process: monoatomic anion transport; transmembrane transport. The record is from RefSeq and is a predicted model, not a curated record.